AUGAUGCAAUCAUAUUACGGUCACGUUAGAACCCAGCAAGACGCUAUUCUUCUGUUUGAAGCAUGUAGACAGGGUCUAAUUCCCCGGAUUCGACGUCGCUUGUCUGAAAGAGAGAGGUUCCAGAUCACCUCUGGAUGUGUAUAUAUUUGGGAUGAACAAGAAGCAGGCAUGCGACGAUGGACUGACGGAAAGUCUUGGAGUGCCAGUCGUGUAAGUGGUGCGUUUCUGACUUACCGAGAAAUGGACGGGUCUAGACGACCGUCGAGUCCUGAUGGAAAGCAAUCAGAUUCUGCUGAUGGAUCUCCUCAGGGCAGUUCCCCACAAAUGAAGAAACGAACGAAAUUCUGGGAUAAUGAUGUUUCCGUUUCGUCAUCCACACCUGCCUCGAGUUCUGCUUCUGAUAGUGGCUCUGGCAAUGGGUCGGAGGAAGGCUAUCGGUAUAAACCAAAUGGUCUUUAUAAACAAAGCUUUUCCAUCACCACAUCAUCCAACUUAAAAUUGCAUCUUAUCAGUUACUACCGAAAAGAGGAUAUAAUAUCUGGCAAAUUAGUCCAACCUACAUCAGAUCCUCGUAUAAAAGACCUGCCUAUUCCCCUCAACCUAUAUCCUGACACGUCUCCUGGAGUAUCACUUAUUCCUGCCAUCACUAAUGCCCCAUUAGUGGGUCGCCAUCAAAUGCCCACUGCUGACGGGAUCAAAGAUCCAAUGGGCAUUCUUGUUAAGAACGAGAGUUUCCCUCAGAAUGGAAAUAACCACAAUGGCCUCCAGAAAACUGGCGGCUUUGGCGAGCUAACGGGCUCUCCCACUCCCCAGUAUUCUAAUUUUGCAUCUUCGACAAGUACUAUGCCACCCUCACCAUCAGGUGUCCCACCAAACACCAUGGUAGUUCAUAAUGGUCCAGAGGCUCAGUAUUACCAACAGGCUACACCACCAGCAGGUCCCUAUAUCCUCCAUCCUCAACAACAACCUUUGACAUACCACAACCCCUCUCAACCACCACAUGUCCAAGUGCUUUCACCACCAGACCAACAGCCACAACCACAACCACAACCACAAUCCCAACAACAGGGUCCUCAACUACCACUACCUCCACCACCUCCUCAACAACAACCACAACAAUCGCAGCAACAACAAUUACCACAAAUACAGAUACAUCAACAGCAGCAGCAAAUGUCGCAAAGACUGCCAGGACCACCUCAACCACCUGCAGGCCACCCACCCCCUUCGACAUCACCACGCCCAAUGCUUCCUCUUGGUAGUCCAUUUAACGGAACACAACCCGUUCUCAAUACCUCAUCGCUCACCAGAUCCGACAUGCCCCACGGACUGGGCCCAGCCGCCCAAUUUGCCGAAGAUAGAAGAGUCAUCAACAUCCUGGACAAAGCAUUAAUCAUCUAA
This is a messenger RNA of Sugiyamaella lignohabitans, 1398 nucleotides long. RefSeq names its product Mit1p (gene MIT1). The record is from RefSeq and is a predicted model, not a curated record. The coding region runs from base 1 to 1398 and encodes 465 amino acids. Gene Ontology annotation, molecular function: DNA binding. Lineage: Eukaryota; Fungi; Ascomycota; Dipodascomycetes; Dipodascales; Trichomonascaceae. The transcript has a single exon.